This is a messenger RNA of Triticum urartu, 2106 nucleotides long. Lineage: Eukaryota; Viridiplantae; Streptophyta; Magnoliopsida; Poales; Poaceae. The record is from RefSeq and is a predicted model, not a curated record.
AUGGAGUGCAGUUCAGACGAGUCGUCAGAGCUAAGUGAUAUUGAUAUCCAUGACUAUGCUGACAAGGCAUACACGGACCUCAAGUCUGGCAGGCUUGUGGCGAGGUUCGGCGCCGACAGGUUUAGAUGCCCGUUCUGCCCCGGGAAGGAGGACUGCCGUUACAAUGAGCUGCUUCAGCAUGCAAUUGGUGUGGGCGCAUCCAACCAUGCUGCCGAAGUGAAGGCAAACCAUCUGGCAUUGGCCAAUCAUCUCAAGACGGACCAUGCUGAUGCAGCAGGCUCAUUGCCGCCGCGACAAGCCGAGGCGCUAAUGAAUCCUCCAAGGCCUCUGCAAGAUCAGGAGCUGUUUGUUUGGCCCUGGAUGGGCAUCCUUGCCAAUGUUCCAGUAGAGGAAACACAGAGAGGUGGAGCCAUUAUAAUGCAACAAUUAGCUGGUUUCAAACCCAUACGUUUUGAUGCUGUGCAUUGUCCUGACGGCGUGUACACUGGCUUUGCAAUAGUCCGUUUCAAAAAGGAUUGGAUCGGGUUCAAGGAUGCCUUGGGAUUCCACAACUACCACAAAUCACAUCAUCUGGGUAAAACGGAUUGGGAGGCAAAUAAAUGUGAGAAGUACAUGUUUGCUUGGCUGACAAAAGAGGAGGAUUACAGAGCCGAUGAUCCAGUUGGCAAGUUCUUGUCAGAAAAUGGUGAUCUGAAGACAGUGGCUGAAGUGCAACAGGAGAUGUCCCGCAAGACUGACACUCUCAUAGCUCGUUUGACGAGCCAGAUUAGUGCUAAGAGCAAGUACUUAACGGAACUUGAGUGCAAGUGUAAUCAGAUGGAUCUCGCUCUUCAAAGGGCCAUGGAAGAUAGCGACUCGCUGAACCAACGCUACAACGAAGAAAUGGGAAAGGUGCAGUCAACUGCCCGUGAACAUUCAUUGAAUUUUUUUCAUGAGACUGAUCAGCUGAGAAAGCAGUUGGAUGAGAAAGCGAACGACAUCAAAAGGAGAUCCAAGCAAUUAAGUGAAAUAGUUGCUCAAACUGACAUGGAGAGAAGAAAACUGGAGAAUGAGAGGACGAAGAAUGAUGGUCAAGACGACUCCCUCGACAUGGCCAGAAUUGAGCAAGAAAAAGCCAAUGAAAGUGUGCGGAUUCUUGUUGAGAAAUACGAAAAAGAGAAGGAAGUCGCUCUGAUUGAAACCUUGCAGUUAGAGAAGCAGCUUGAUGAGAAGCGUCGGCUGGAGCUGGAUAUUCAACAGCUUAGAGGCAAACUGGGGGUGGUGAAGCACAUGGAUGGAGAGGGCGUCGAUGUGAAGAAACGUAGUGAAGAGCUGAAUAAGGAUCCACAGGAUAGAAUCGACGCGGCGGAAGACCUUGAAGAGCUAAAUCAAGCUCCGACUAUCAAGGAAAGGAUGACCAAUGAUGAAAUAAAACUUGAGCUUGUUGGUUUACAGGGCUCGGUGGAUCCGUUGGGCCCUGGUAGCAACAUUGGAAUCAGGAGGAUGGGUCAAGUGGAUGAGAAGCCGUUUGUUGAAGCUUGCAAGCCAAAGUACGGCGCGGAGGCGGAUGCUAAAGCUCUGGAAUUAUGCUCCAUGUGGCAAGACAAUCUGAGGGAUGCUAACUGGCACCCUUUCAAGAUAGCGACCACAGGUGGAUGUCCCCGGCAAAUCAUCGACGAGGGUGACGAGAAGCUGGUGGAGUUGAAGGAGGAGCUGGGUAAAGAGGUUUACAAGGCUGUGACCACUGCGCUAGUGGAGAUGAACAACAAAGAGAACAUCCUCAAGCAGUGCAAGGCGAAACCAUUUCCACGGCACCCCGGCGCUGAUGUUCUUGAGAGGCUUCGACAAAUGGAGAUUGGACUUGGCACACUCCUGUACUUGCACGAUUGGCUCACGGUCGCCCCCACGUUCCUCCCGUGGUUGCACCCGGCGCCCCUAUAUUACACCCGUAUCUCCACCGAGCUAUUCGACCUUGUGGUGACCGAUGGCGCCUCCGCUCGCGAUAUCUGGCUCGAACUCCGCCGGCUGUGCCAGGACAACCGCAACGCUCGCGUCUCCGUCCUCAACACGGAGCUCGGCCCUCGCCUCCUCCUGGCGUCGGUUGCCUCGCAGUGGUACGCUGGCUGA